Messenger RNA from Cynocephalus volans (Philippine flying lemur), 6165 nucleotides. It is a transcript of the gene MLLT3, whose product is annotated as MLLT3 super elongation complex subunit. Gene Ontology annotation, cellular component: transcription elongation factor complex. The record is from RefSeq and is a predicted model, not a curated record. Gene Ontology annotation, molecular function: chromatin binding. The coding region runs from base 220 to 1932 and encodes 570 amino acids. The transcript has 11 exons. Gene Ontology annotation, biological process: positive regulation of DNA-templated transcription. NCBI's taxonomy places the organism in Eukaryota, Metazoa, Chordata, Mammalia, Dermoptera, Cynocephalidae.
CUGCUGCCGCUGCUGCUUUUGCUUUUGGGGCUGAGUUUAAUAAGCGAGUGAGCGAGCGAGCGAGCGAGCGCAGGGGGAAAAAGGCAGAGAAUGUCCGCCAUCUACCCUCCGCUUCUGGGCGCGCUCUCAUUCAUAGCAGCCUCUUCAUGAAUUACAGCUGAGGGGGGGCGGGGAGGGGGGUACCACACAACACCCCGGCAAACCUCCGGGCCCCCAGGCAUGGCUAGCUCGUGUGCCGUGCAGGUGAAGCUGGAGCUGGGGCACCGCGCCCAGGUGAGGAAAAAACCCACCGUGGAGGGCUUCACCCACGACUGGAUGGUGUUCGUGCGCGGUCCGGAGCACAGUAACAUACAGCACUUUGUGGAGAAAGUCGUCUUCCACUUGCACGAAAGCUUUCCUAGGCCAAAAAGAGUGUGCAAAGAUCCACCUUACAAAGUAGAAGAAUCUGGGUAUGCUGGUUUCAUUUUGCCAAUUGAGGUUUAUUUUAAAAACAAGGAAGAACCUAGGAAAGUCCGCUUUGAUUAUGACUUAUUCCUGCAUCUUGAAGGCCAUCCACCAGUGAAUCACCUCCGCUGUGAAAAGCUAACUUUCAACAACCCCACAGAGGACUUUAGAAUAAAGUUGCUGAAGGCAGGAGGGGACCCUAACAGGAGUAUUCAUACCAGCAGCAGCAGCAGCAGCAGCAGUAGCAGCAGCAGCAGCAGCAGUAGUAGCAGCAGCAGCAGCAGCAGCAGCAGUAGCAGCAGCAGCAGCAGCAGCAGCAGCAGCAGUAGUAGCAGCAGCAGCAGUAGUACCAGUUUUUCAAAGCCUCACAAAUUAAUGAAGGAGCACAAGGAAAAACCUUCUAAAGACUCCAGAGAACAUAAAAGUGCCUUCAAAGAACCUUCCAGGGAUCACAACAAAUCUUCCAAAGAAUCCUCUAAGAAACCCAAAGAAAAUAAACCACUGAAAGAAGAGAAAAUAGUCCCUAAGAUGGCCUUCAAGGAACCUAAACCCAUGUCAAAAGAGCCAAAACCAGACAGUAACUUACUCACCAUCACCAGUGGACAGCAAAAUAAGAAGGCUCCUAGUAAAAGGCCCCCCGUUUCAGAUUCCGAAGAACUCUCAGCCAAAAAAAGGAAAAAGAGUAGCUCAGAGGCUUUAUUUAAAAGUUUUUCUAGUGCGCCACCGCUGAUACUCACUUGUUCUGCUGACAAGAAACAGAUAAAAGAUAAAUCUCAUGUCAAGAUGGGAAAGGUCAAAAUUGAAAGUGAAACAUCAGAGAAGAAGAAAUCAACUUUACCGCCAUUUGAUGAUAUUGUGGAUCCCAAUGAUUCAGAUGUGGAGGAGAAUAUGUCCUCUAAAUCUGAUUCCGAACAACCCAGUCCUGCCAGUUCCAGCUCCAGUUCCAGUUCUAGCUUCACACCGUCCCAGACCAGGCAACAAGGUCCUUUAAGGUCUAUAAUGAAAGAUCUGCAUUCUGAUGACAAUGAGGAGGAAUCGGAUGAAGGAGAGGAUAAUGACAAUGACUCUGAAAUGGAGAGACCUGUAAAUAGAGGAGGUAGCCGAAGUCGCAGAGUUAGCUUAAGUGAUGGCAGCGAUAGUGAAAGCAGUUCUGCUUCUUCACCCCUACAUCAUGAACCUCCACCACCCUUAUUAAAAACCAACAACAACCAGAUUCUUGAAGUGAAAAGUCCAAUAAAGCAAAGCAAAUCAGAUAAGCAAAUAAAGAACGGUGAAUGUGACAAGGCAUACCUAGAUGAACUGGUAGAACUUCACAGAAGGUUAAUGACACUGAGGGAAAGACACAUUCUGCAACAGAUUGUGAACCUUAUAGAAGAAACUGGACACUUUCAUAUCACAAACACAACAUUUGAUUUUGAUCUUUGCUCGCUGGACAAAACCACAGUCCGCAAACUACAGAGUUACCUGGAAACAUCUGGAACAUCCUGAGGAUACAACAACUGGAUGCAUCAAAAACUAUUGGUUUUUUGGUUUUUUUUUUUUUUUUUUUGGUUGUGAUUUUUUUUGUUGUUGUUGUUUAUAUGAAAACACCCAGAAUGAUGCAACCAAAAGGGAAAAAAUAAAAAUCAAACAACCUUCAGCUUUACUUUUCUUUAAAGCCAGUCAUCAUCUCUUGACGAAGGAGAGGUUAAGCAAACCAGCCUCAGUGGACCACUCUUCUCUCCAAGGGCAUCCCCGGGAAGAGUGAACCUGGAUAGCCUUGAAAACAAACAGAUCAAACACAACACAAGAAAACUUAAAGAAUGUGUAUGGUAUCAUGUAUCUCUCUCUGUGGUGGUUCAUUCCACAGGACGAAUGCAUAUUCAACACACUGCCUUAUUACAUAACUGAUCUAUUUAUUAUCGCAUACAGAUAUUCUAAAAUCGUUGAGGGAAUGACACCACCAGACAUUAUAAGUACUUGGUCCCGUGGAUGUUCUUUCAAUGCAGCGCCCUUGCCAUCCCAAGCCCAGUGACCUUACUCGUAUGCCUUGCCACUUUCCACCAACUUUUUCCAUGUCCUUUAACUCGUUGCAGUCUGUAUUUUCCACCUUUUGUUUUUCCAGUUCCAGGACACAAAUUGUCAACUGCGGGGGGACCAAAUAGCCAGCUUGAUUUUCCUCUUUGUGGUCUUUAUCCUGAAAGUGGGUGCCCAGUCCUUGGCUGUAUCCAUGUAAUGAUCUUGGACCAUGGUAGAAAAUGCAUCAGAUAGGAUCAUAUGAAUUGCUGUCUAGCCUUAGUUAAUAAAUCUGUAGGACUUUUAAAAGUGUACCGUAAACAUCCUGAAUCCAGCAUCGUUGAGCUGUCAUCAACAUUCUUGUGUCUGUUUUACUGUUAUAAUAUUAGGUAAUUACAGAAGUAAAGGCAUUACUCAGGAUCAUCAUUAAAAAAAAAAAAAGAAUUCUGGUCCUGUUUUCUAAAGAAAUGUAGAAAUUCUUAAUUUGGAUCUAUUUAUUAGUAAGAGUUUCAGCUUUCUUCAGCUGCCAGUGUGUAACUCAUCAUUACCAUAAAAAUUGGAAUAAGAGAUUUUUAUUCACAUAUGAUUCUCUUAGACUUUUUUAUAUUUGAAAAAUUAAAAUCUUUGGGGGAAAAUUUUUGGUUAUUCUGCCAUAGCAGAUUAUGUAUUAACUGGUAGAUUCAGUGGUUCAAUACCUGUUUAGUCACUUGCUAUUAUUUCCAGAAGGAUUUCUUGUAUUGGUGGAAGUAAAGAUGGUUGGGGAGGGAGGAUAUUUUUGUUCUUGUUGUACCCUUAUUUUGAAACUAGAAAUCUGUCCUGUGGCAUGCAAAAGAAAGCAGAUUAUUUUUAAAAGAAAGAAAAAAAAAAAACCAAAUACUUUUGGUGUCAUUAUUCCAUCCUCUCCAUAAAUGGAGAAAUGAAAAGUGAGAACAGCUCAUCUUCCAAGUUUUUACUAGGAACUCAACUGAAAAGAAAAGAAAUGAAGAAAUACUUCUGGGAUCCAAAGGUUCGUUACUGGAUCAGCCUUAAGAAAGUCUCUAUGUGUGCUAAUAGACCACUGUCUCCCCCGUUUGUUCUUUUGCCAGAUGCUGUCUUUUCAUACAGAGAUUAACUAGUGUCUGUACAGAAAAUGGUCUUUCCAGACCCAUUCUUUUGGGUAGUAAUGUAAAUGCAGAUUGAUAAUGGAGUUAUUUGUGCAUUUUAAAAGGAAGAUUUUUUUUACACUGUUUCUUUCUAUCCAAAGAAACUAUUUUUUCUUUUAAAAAAUUAUGAUACAGCCAUGCUCCUUGUAAAUUACUUCUCUGAAUCGUCCUCCCAGAGGACAAAUGUACUUUUUCAAUAAUGUUAUGAUUCUUAACGAUGAUUGGCAUGAACCGUACUUGAAGCAUUUGUUGUGUAGUCAGCUUCUCAAUGUGCAAUUACAGAGAAAGUUUCUGAGUCAUUUGGGAUGUUAGGUGACUGGAUUGUGUGGUUUUGUGUUUUUAACUUUACAGGUGGAAGGGGAGGAUUAAUGCUUAUAUGGAAAUGUUUGCAAAAUUUAAAAAUCUUUUAAAGUUUCUAACUGCUAAUUCACAUAUUCUAAUUAAACCAGAAAUUUAUGUGGUUUAACUGAUAUAUCUGUGUAGUUUAACUAGAAAUGUAUCUAUAUAGUUUGGGCCAUUUUUAUUUUUGUAACUAAAUUAUGUGGCAAAACUGUGAUUUGGCGAUGUAAAGAUUUUUUGUUCCUUAAGAUACUAACCAAGAAACUAGAUGAAGAUAAGCAGUGAUCAAACAAAAAGGAUAAGAAGGGCACCUAUUAUAGUGAUAAACUUUAGACCUGAAAACUAGGUAAUAAAACAGAUGCCUUCAGAAUAUUAUGAAAUGUUAGUCUGUAAAUUGAUAACAGAGUUCAGAAAAACUUCCCAAUCUGUCAUUCAUCAAGACAGCAAAAUGAGUUUUCCACAAAAUUCUGAGAGUGAGAGUCACAUUGUUGGUUUUUUUUCAAGUGAUACUCUUGCUCUCAUUGUCUGAUUUUAAAAUACAGAAAUAAUAAAUCCCUUUCACUUAAUUUCAAAGAGUUGUAAUACUUCUCUUAAAGUAACCCACUCAGUUCUACUGCAUUUAUAUACACUCACCUUUGAAACCUGUUAAGAAUAUCUUUGAGAUAUGUGUACCCUACAGUGGCUUUGGUUUUUUAAGCACAAAGGGAAAGUGGCAGGGUUUAAUUUCGUUGGUGUGUAUAUAUAUAUAUAUAUAUAUAAAUAGAUGUUUCAAGUAAAAUUAAUAAAUUAAUUGGGUAAAUGUGGUUUGAAUCAGCCAGAAUAUUGUAAGCUUUCUUUAAAUUUUUCCCCAGUGAUUUGAGGGGUGGGGGAUGUAUGUACAGAAUUGCCCCCCCCACCCUGCUGCCCAAUAAAUUAGCUUUUGCCUCUGGUUUUGCAGCAGGAUAUAUGUGAGAGGGUGCCCUUCUAUUUUAGGAUAUGACUGUCAUCUUAACAGCAAAAGUGUUUGCUUUUAUUUUGUAUCUUCACCACAAUCUGACUCUCUCUAUCUUUAUGUAGACAAGUAGGUAUGUCUAUAUAUGCUUGCAUAUUGUGUCAUUUUAGGGAACAAUACAAAAACCAGAUCAGAAGACAAAAGCUUUAGGAAAACAAUCUUCAUAAGAGGGUGUCCUAAAUAUGUUUAAAUUGCUAAACAAAUCUGUCUAAUCUGAGUAAUUACUUACCUUUUUGUGGAAAGAGCCAAUAAAAUUGGUUUCCUUUCACUAAAAAGUUUCUUCCACCAAAAAAGUUUUCACGGAUACCUUUUACCAACCCACCUAAUCAUUUGAAAAAAAAAAAAAAAAAUUCAGGCCUGCAUGACAUCCCAUUUACCAUUUCAAGCCCUGUGAAUGUAGCUAACAUACUUGUUUAAGAGAGACUUUACUCUUAAAUGUUUUGACUCUACCUACUUAAUGGAAUUGGAUGUUCAGUGUUGGAAAUGGUCAGUGUCUAUGUUUGGUGGCUUGUGUUCAUUUUUCUCACUGUGCAAGUGGUCAGCUCUGGAGUAAUUUGCUGUAUGCUUAUUACUUUCCAUCUUUAGCGUUUUGUGUACUAAUGCUAUGUACUGCUCCUAUAUUUAUAUAUAUACAUAUAUAUUAUCAGAGUGAUGUUGCUUUGGACUGUUGCUCUAAAGUUAUGACUAUGAUGUAGAGACUACUACAGCUGCAGUGAAUGUUAAGGAGUUGAUUCCCGUGGUUUAGUUUAGUCGUGGGCUGGAAGUCUACAUCUUUUGCCCUCUUGUUUUAUAUGAUGCUUUUUAUUAUGUAGGCACUGCCGUCCCUGAAUAUUCCUUAUAAAGAUGCGUUGAAGAAGUUGAUUUAAAAGGAAGACAAAGCCACCGCUGUCUGUAAACUGUAAAUAUGUAUUUUGGCCCUUGUACUCCAGUAUUCUGAAAAUAGAGUUAUGAUGGAAAUGCUGACAGAUCCUUAACGGUGGCCAGAGCUACCAUGCAGUGCAAAAAUAAAUGAAGUAAAAAUGUAUUCUUGAGAUUAACAGUGCAAGGCCAAUACGUUUUAUAAAUCUGUCAGUAUCUUUUUAAUGGAGUGUGUAUGUGUAGUUAUGUUGAAAGAUACACUGUGUAUGUGUGUGUACAUACUUCUGUGUGAACUACAAGGCACACGUAAGAUGUAUUUCCCAUCUCUAAAACCCGUGUUGAAAUGUAAGUACAGAUCAACAGAUAUAGAUGUUUUACUUAAAUUUUUAUCUAAUC